GAGCGGCACUGGCGUGAACAUGGCGCUGAGGAAGACGGCGGCCGCGACUUUCCUGUGCGCUCCCAAGAAGGUUUUGGCGAAGGUCAGCGUGGCCCGGGUCUUCAGCAAACCCCCCAGGCAGCGCAUCGGGGCUGGGCAAACCUUUUUGGUCAUGUCGGUGUUCACGGUGGCCAUGUUGGCGCCGGCAGCCUGGAUCCUCCAUCAUCUGCCCGAGUAUCGCCGCAAGUCCCUCUACAAGAACGCCAGAUGAGCGCCCACUGCUUGCCCGCCUCCUACAAUCUUUGUAUAUUUUGGUGGGAUGGCCCAAAAAAUAAUAAAAGAUCAGAUUCCCCGAGCAGGAA
This is a messenger RNA of Syngnathus typhle (broad-nosed pipefish), 341 nucleotides long. Its product is annotated as COX8 domain-containing protein. Gene Ontology annotation, cellular component: mitochondrion. Gene Ontology annotation, biological process: mitochondrial electron transport, cytochrome c to oxygen. The transcript is spliced from 2 exons. Lineage: Eukaryota; Metazoa; Chordata; Actinopteri; Syngnathiformes; Syngnathidae. Bases 20 to 250 code for a protein of 76 amino acids. The record is from RefSeq and is a predicted model, not a curated record.